Messenger RNA from Clupea harengus (Atlantic herring), 2769 nucleotides. It is a transcript of the gene fam163aa, whose product is annotated as family with sequence similarity 163 member Aa. The record is from RefSeq and is a predicted model, not a curated record. NCBI's taxonomy places the organism in Eukaryota, Metazoa, Chordata, Actinopteri, Clupeiformes, Clupeidae.
CCAUGUGAAACGUGACGUAGCUGAAGCCGAUAUCUUAACUCUGGACUCCAGCUGUAGGCGUGUGAGCACUUCGUAACCUGACCUCUGCCGGUCGUAUCCGACGCUCACACUGUUGCGUUUCCUUUAGCGCCCUACAGGGCUCCUGAGCCGCUCUCUGCAUGGUUUGGAUACUAAACCGCAAUCUGGGCUACAACACCAACUCGCGCCUCUGCAACCACGAAAAUGCCAAAUCAUUUCUCACACGACUAGCACAGCUGAGGGAGGAGGCAGACAUGGUGAGGAAUAAUAGAGACAACAAAUAAUGAUGUGACCGUUGUCAUUUCCGAAUAACAUACAGUCACAGUGUGUGUGUAGCGGACGGCGGAGAUUUUCUGCCAACGAAGCAAAGCAUCGGGCAACCUUGUGCAGCCACCACGAGACUCAAUCGGCAGCUGAUAUUUGGAAUAAUACACCGUGUUUUGACAAAAGACAUUCGCAGACAUUGGGGCUCCAUCCAGUCGAGGCGCUGUGACCCAUGCCCCGUGCCCGGUGCCUUUGAAGCAGCUGUGCCCACAGGCUCCCUGGUGCCCUCCUGCCCCUCCUCUCCCGCUGUCCUGAUGUACUAAAAGCACACAUUGCUGAACGGUUUGAUGGAGAUCUGGUCGGAUGACAGCUGGAACGGUUGUCAUAACUGGAGGAAUUCUCGCCACGGUGAUACUCCUGUCUAUCAUAGCAGUGCUGUGUUACUGUAGACUCCAGUAUUACUGCUGUAGGAAGAAUGAGUCUGAAGCGGACGCUGGCUCCACCGGGGACCCUCAGCCACAGUUCGCCUGCAACGCAUGCAGUGCCCCUGGGGUGGACGGCUCGGCGGUCACCCCCCUCGCGCUGCCCUACGACCCGCCGCUGCCACUACAGCAGCCUCCCAAGUUCUGCCCCACCUGCUCGCCCUACUACAUGCGUUCCAUGGACGACUUGCGCAAUGGCGGCGAGCGGCUGGCCUUCAUGCCCGCCCACUACGAGAACCCGGCCGCGUCCUUCUCCAUGUCCUCCCUGCACUCAGCCCCGCUGAGCAGCCGCACCACCCCCGACUUCUACACCAACACCCGCGCCAUCAGCACUGACGUCUGAGCCAGGGCCUGGGAUACACCCGCGCCAUCAGCACUGACGUCUGAGCCAGGGCCUGGGACACACCCGCGGCAGAACAACCCACCCAGCCCCUCGCCAAAAAAAUAACAAUCAAUUGAAAAAAAAAUCAACUCUGUCACUCCAUCAUGGUACGGGAAGGGCAACUGAUCUUGACACCUCAGGGGUCACCUUUAGAGGUUAUCUCCAAUACAGACCAACCGACCAACCCCCCACCCAACCCCCCACCCCACCCUCCACCCUCCUGCCCCUGAACUAGUGCCCUCACUUGUCCUCAGUUCUUCCUUUUGCUGUUUUUGAUCCAGUUUAUUAAUUUUUGUUGUGAUUCCUCCCUCCUGUAAGCUUUCCCUCUCUGCUGCCAAACUUCUCUCUUUUUGUUUUGACAGAUGUGAAGUGUGAGGGCUAUGUGCAGCAAGCUAUUUUCCCUUGUCACCCAACCGGUCCGUUUUAUCUUUCUGUGAGCUGAAAAAAAAUAACGUUAGAUAUGUGUACACAUACAAAUGUGUAAUCAUUGCUCAAGAGGGAGAUUUUUACCUCUAAGGAUCACUUUUUUUUUUUUUUUUUUAGAUCUGUAGAAAACAGAAAAGAGUCAAACUAUUUUAGGGUUGUCUCUAUGCAAGUACUGUAUGCCAGUUAUUCAAAUGCAGAAGAGAGCAAGACUUCCAAAAGACCCCUCUGAGGCAUAAAAUGUUAGGAAAGCGCAGAUUUGUACAUAUAAUUUACAUUUUUCAGGGCUGCUAUGUCAGGGUGAAAGUGGAUUUGAAUUGUUUUAUUAUGAAAUUACCUCUACAAUUCUUUCCACAUUACCAGUUUAUUUUUUCCAGGAGGAUAUUGCCUCUUUAUUUUGAGACAGCAAAAUGUGCAAGUACAAAAUUGUUAUUCACACGUAUUAUGUUUUCUAUUCAUUUACAGGACGACAUUUUCUGCAUUCACACAUUCUUUUAUUUUGUAUUUAUUUCUCAUGGAGUGUGUUCUUCUGAAAAGCAUUGUGUCUAGUGUUAAAUGAGUGACAUAUCUGUUUAUUGUAUGUAUGGGUUCCGUCACUGUACCACUUAAGAGUGUCCAGUUCUGUUCAUCUCCACCGUACGUCUCACUCCCCAGUUCUUCCUGUGUUUUGUUCUGUUCCCUUUUGGACAUUAAGUAUCCCUGAAAUUGUCAUUAUAAAUAUUAUCACACCUUCACCAGGACACAAUUCCCUGCUGUGUUAUAAAUGACUGAAAAUUGUUUAAUUAUUAAAUAUGUUGAAAUAAUAAUUAUAUAAAUACUGUUAUUAAAGUUUUUUCACUGUGUUCACAAAGUGUUGUGAAUAUCCACAUUAUAGCGUUAUAUAAAACCAGCUAUUAAUUCAACUCUAUGUCAUGGGUUUUAUUCAAUUCAAUUAUUUUGUUUGAUUUUAUAUCCAUGCGACAUAGCCAUUCAACUGAUGUAGUCUUUCUUUCUAAUAUGGUGUGACCCACAGCUAUAAACACUACAGAAUGCAGCAAUUUACUGCAAAGCACUUAUAGUUUCCCCUUAAAGUGUUUUCACUACGUUUCAGAGUUAAAACGUUAUUUAAUCUACGACACGCAUAUUUCCUCAAGAGCAUUGACCACCUAUUUCACAGAAUGUUUCCUUUUGAAUAUGAAUAAAUAUUUAUAAAUGCCUGGA